UAAUUAGGCUGGUAGCCAAGUUACAUGCCAUUUGCUUAUUGUGACUUGGUCAGGCCGUGUGAAAGUUGUGUUAGUUCAAAAUGAGGAUAUUUUUGAUAUUAUUUUCUGCAGCUAUAAUAAUUGCAUUUACCGAUGCCCAACGAAAGCCUAACUUUACCAAACCGGUCGUGAACCUCGAGAAACGACCACGUACUCCACUAUGGCAUCGACCUCCCGAGGAGAGAAGAAAACUAUCCAUUUUCCCAAGAAACAACAUGAAGUUUGUCGUCACCCCUAAACCUAUGAAAAACGAUGAGCCAAAGGAGUCACCAACAAAAAGACCGUUAAUGAGAAAGUUUAUAAUGCAGGACAGGAACGAGAAAGGAACCUGGUCUUUCGCACCAAGGGAGCCUCUCAUGAAGACGCAGAGAUUCACAGUGACUUUGGCACCGCCAAAAUCUAGCAACCAAAAAUCCAUUGACGAAAUGAAAUCUGAAGAAUCGAAAAAGGUUCCAAUUGUGAUUAAUAAUAUAAAAACCAAGCCAGGAUCAAGUAAACAUCAUAGCAUAAACAAAGGGAACCUAAUUGAAUCGAUGAAAAUACAAAAGGACCCUGCUGCCUCUAAACACUUGCACGAAGUUGAUCAAAAUGUUACCAAAGUAGAAAUUACUCAAACAACCAAGGUAAAUGACACACAAGAUUCCCAAAUGGAUCAAAAGAAUGAUAAAAAAACUAGAGCAACAUCUGGCGAAGACUUAAUCCAUGUACGAAGUUUCAACGAUGACGAUGUUGUUUUGGAUGCAAACAAAACUAAUAUAAACAAGGACCAAAAUGAACAGAAGGUUCCCAAUAAAUCAACUGAUAAUCUUGAUACACAGGAUUCGGAAGACAUCGUUGAAAAUAGAGCAGUAGAUUUAAAUGAAAUUAGAUAUCCGAUUGACCAUGACAAUAAUUCAUUAAACAUGGACAGUGAAGGAGCUAACUAUCAUCAAGCAGGACAGAUUGUAAACUUCAACGACCUUGAAAUCAUGUUAGAAAAAAUUGUAAACAAUACUGAAGAGUCAAAUAUUAGCUCAACAUCCGACUUGAAAGACAAUGGUGCUGCCGUCAUAUUAAAUGACGAAACCAGUAUAGAUGAAAUACCUCAGUUUGAUAUUACAAAACCGAACGAAUUUUAUGAUGUUAUAACUGUCAGCACUGAAAAUAAAGACAAUACUAAUAUUAAAGCGCCCCUUAAUGAGGAAAAUGUAAAAAUGCACCCUGCAAGUGAGACCAAUGUAUUAAAUGAAACGGAUAUCAAUGAACACGUAGCUGAUACUUUGAUUGUAGGCAACUUUGAAAACUUCAUCAAUUUUAUCGAGAACGAUACUGUUGGCGCUGCAAAUAGUGAAAUGUAUCAAGAACAAAAAGAAAUUGUAGGUUUAAAUGUGCAAGAAUUUAAAAUAAAUAUAGAUGAUACUUCAAAACAUACCACUGGUUAUCCUACUGAUGGUAAAAUACCUAGUAAUUUAACUAAUCACCAAACAGAAUCACCAUUUUCCAUGGAAGGUAGUAAAAAUAAUUCGGAUACCUCGAACGCGCUAAAUCUUUCACUUGAAAUUUAUGAAUCUAACAUGCCAUUGAGCAUAGAAGAAAUUUCAAGUGAAUGUGAUGAAUAUAAUAAUUGUAAUCAAUUUACGCCUGGCAAAUUAAAUUUAACAAUUGAAGAAACCUCUAAUGAAGAAUUAACUGAUAAUUUGUAUUUCGACGGAAUUUCAAAUAAAUCGACCAGUGGAGUGUCUAACGAAUUCGCAGAAGAGCGUUCUAAUGAGUCACAUAUUAAUAAAUCUGACAACGUCAGUAUUGAACAAAUUUCAAAUGAAUCGUCUUCUAAUAUAGCAGGCGAAGAAUCUAAUGAGUCUUAUGCAGAUAAAUAUAACAAUUUAACCGAUGAAAUUGUUAGUGAAUCUUUAAUAUCAUCUGAUAAUUUCACUGGAGAGCAAUUUUCAAAUGAGUCAUCUUCAAAGAUGGCUGGGGAAGAGUUAUCAAAUGAAACCUUUGCAGUCAUAUCUAUCAAUUCUGAAGAGAUUUCAAGGGAUUCGAUGAUUGAAAACUUUAGUAGUUUUUCUGGUGAACAAAUCUCAAAUGAGUCAUCAAACAUAACCGAAGAGGAAACAUCGAACGAGUCUUAUUUGGUCGAUGAUAAUAUUAACGAAAGCAUUGAAACCGCUGACUAUUUAACAAAAGAACAAUCCUCAAAUGAAUCAUCAUCAAAUACGGCUAGCGAAGAAAUAUCAAAUGAGUCUUAUUUAAUUGGGAAUUUUUCAAAUGAAAGCAUCGACACAUCCUACAAUUUGACUGAAGUGUCCGAGGAAUUGUUGAGUGAGAAUUCUGACAAUGAUGAAAGGAUAUCUGACGAGUUAGUGGCGAGUGAACAAGGAACUAGUACAGAGGAGAUUGCAGAGGAGGCAUUGAUUAAUAGAUUUAAAAGGAGCAAAAAUAUAAUUGAAGAAGAAAACUUGCCGACAACCGUCAGUGGAUUUAAAUACACGGGCCACGAAGUCAGACUAAAUCAUGAUUUGAGUUACAAGAAUAUCAACGCCUGAAGAAAACCGCGGAGCAAUUCAUCGACAGUGUAAAUAUAUUCAUAGUAGGAGUUAUUUUUGCUUCGGUUAGAAUAUAAUGUAUGUGUAGGCCGAUCUAAAAAUCUUAAUUAUAACAAAAUAUAUUUACUAGACCUUAAUGUCAGUGUCUUAGAGCGGAUCCUUUUUUUUUGCAUAAUUAUUGAAAGUCAUAAUGUAAUGAUAGUCAUAUUAUCAUUAGUCAUAACUCUGAACCCGUUAAUUUUUCAGGAAUUGCCUCAGGUUAUCCUAUAGAUAGGUUAGGUUUGUUUUAUGGCAAUCCUGAAAAAUUACGCGUUUAUGAGAAAAACCAAAUUAUGGGUAAUGAAAAUGCGGUCAAACAAUACAUUAUGACUUAAAACUUGACCCCGUCUUAGAGGCGUGUAAACAUGUUUUUGGAAAGUUGACUGGUACAGAUGUUUGUUAACCCGACUGAACCUACUUUUUAAAAUGAAUUACCUUACUUUGCAUACUUAAACCAUAUUUUUAGAUUUUCAUUAACUUAACUGAGAAACGCAAUAUCUUUCGAUCCUAACAAGAAAAAAAGUGUCAUAAGGUUAAUUAUAUAAUUGUUCCUUUCAAUGGACGAUAAGAAAUAUUUAUUUGUGUGGUGAUAAAUGUCGUUUUUAUUGUAUAGGCGAGUAACGAACAGUAAAAUGUAUGUCACCUUUGAACUUUCAAAUGAUAUUUAAAAGUGACAAACUUUUGGUUUUUAUUAUCUUGAAACUCUGUAACUUCAUAUUUUGAUAAAACUCUGCUGUCAAAUAUUGCUGUAUAUGCCUAGCAUGUUUCUAGGUUUCAGAAAUUAUUAGUAGUAAGUAAACUAAUUUUAUAUAAUUAUCCUGUUACAUGAAUCUUGUUUAACCUUUUGAACGCCAAGAACACCUAAAGUCGUCGUUACUAGUCGUUCCCACAGCGCCAAGGACAACUAUAGGUGUUAUGGCGGACGCUGUUAAAGUAACCUUUACACUUUCUAGUAAGGUUAACAUUAGCUUGCUUGCGACCUGGACCUAGGCGUUUUUGUUUACGACAUAAAGCGUUCAAAAGGUCAAAUAAAAUAUCCAUCAUAGAUCAUAGUACGUAAAUAUUCUGUAGUUGUUUGAAAUUUAAUUUAUUACCAAGUGACUUUAGUUUAAUUACGUUGUCUAGUGUUAAGUUCAACUAAAUUUUAAAUAAAACAAACUAGUUACAUGUAUAA
Cydia pomonella (codling moth) is the source of this 3777-nucleotide messenger RNA. RefSeq names its product protein PFC0760c-like. The coding region runs from base 81 to 2564 and encodes 827 amino acids. The record is from RefSeq and is a predicted model, not a curated record. Lineage: Eukaryota; Metazoa; Arthropoda; Insecta; Lepidoptera; Tortricidae. The transcript is spliced from 3 exons.